UUCUGCACGUGCAUCCAAGGCCCCGGCUGACAACACGGGCACAGUCACAGCUUCAUACACAACUGGCGCAAUUAUCAAACAACCUAGCUGAUACGGAGAAUCUUCUACGUAUGACGAGCGUGCAGGCGGAGGCCAUGCGCGGGCUGGGAAGUUGGCAUGGUGGGCUAUUCAUGGCUGCAAGUAAGGUACUUGGGGAGGAGAGUGUGAAGGAGGCUGGGAAUUGAAUGGGUGGAUGCGCUCUGUAGAGCUGAUUAUUCCGCGACUAUGGCAUUGGAGCUGCGGAAACUAUCAUGGUCGUUGCUGUCCACGGCUACAGAAGCCUCGACAAUCUAUCUUCGAUUGACCACCAAGGCAACCUCUGUCUUUGCCUCGUUUGAAAUCCGCGCCAAUUCCACUAUUCCCUUGGCAGCCGUUGAAUCAAUCCGGGAGCAUGCUCAUCAGCCCGGGUGCUUGUACAGGACUUGUGCAGUAUCCUGCAUGUCGCCUCGGUUGAGGGAUCGGCGUGUUGGAUGUGCAGAGCAGGUCAUCUGCCGCAUAGACCAUUGGCUAUGCACCAGAAGUCGUGCCAUGGGGCAUCCUCAAUGUGAGUAGCGCGGCGCAUCUUCUCCUUGAUGGCGUAUUGGCAAUACUGAUACAA
Molecule: messenger RNA, 637 nt
Organism: Emericellopsis atlantica
Lineage: Eukaryota; Fungi; Ascomycota; Sordariomycetes; Hypocreales; Bionectriaceae
Exons: 2
Coding region: 265-591 (108 amino acids)
Source: RefSeq, a predicted model, not a curated record